CCCGCCCGCCGGGUCACGUGUGUUGUUGCGGUGACGCCAGAUUCACCAAAGAUCAUAGAGCGGAUUCACUGCGGCCCCGGAGACGCGCUUGCUGGACGCGGCCCACAGUGGCAGAUCCCACGUAGUGACUGACCUGAUUCCUGCAAUCAUGGGCAGAAUCUUCUUGGACCACAUCGGGGGCACUCGUCUCUUCUCCUGCGCCAACUGUGAUACCAUCCUGACCAACCGCUCUGAGCUCAUCUCCACGCGCUUCACUGGAGCCACAGGGAGAGCCUUCCUCUUCAACAAGGUGGUGAACCUCCAGUACAGCGAGGUGCAGGACCGGGUGAUGCUCACCGGCAGACACAUGGUGCGAGACGUCAGCUGCAAGAACUGCAACAGUAAGCUGGGCUGGAUCUAUGAGUUUGCGACCGAGGACAGCCAGCGCUACAAGGAGGGCCGAGUGAUCCUCGAGAGGGCCCUGGUGCGGGAGAGCGAAGGCUUCGAAGAGCAUGUUCCCUCCGACGCUUCCUGAGGGGCCCUUCUUUUAGACAAUUCUUUCUCUUCUGUUUUCUGGCUUCAAAGAAGGAAGAAAUA
Molecule: messenger RNA, 576 nt
Organism: Leucoraja erinaceus (little skate)
Lineage: Eukaryota; Metazoa; Chordata; Chondrichthyes; Rajiformes; Rajidae
Gene: ypel5
Product: yippee-like 5
Exons: 3
Coding region: 149-514 (121 amino acids)
Source: RefSeq, a predicted model, not a curated record